Molecule: messenger RNA, 1865 nt
Organism: Danio rerio (zebrafish)
Lineage: Eukaryota; Metazoa; Chordata; Actinopteri; Cypriniformes; Danionidae
Source: RefSeq, a predicted model, not a curated record
AUCUCGAAACAAGCCUUUUGGCUUUGACAGGAGGGCUGGCUGUGGUUUAGAGGAUAGGCAUUUCAGGGCGAGGCAACAUUUAUUAACAUGACAUUCAACAACACACUCUGACUGAAGUAAUUCACCUCAGACACACGGACAACCUCGUCAUUUCUGUUGCUUGUGAAAAUGGAGUCUCUGUCUGCAGCAAACACACAGUUUUCCCUCAACCUGUUCAAGAAGAUCAGCGGAGGAAACGCAUCAGGAAAUGUGUUUUAUUCUCCUGUCAGCAUCUCCUCGGCUCUGGCCAUGGUGUCGCUCGGUGCCAAAGGAAACACCGCAGAUCAGAUGUUUAAGGUCUUGGGAUUUAACAAUCUUCCCAAAUCAGCCGGUGCGACUCCAGAAGCUCAUCAAUCGAUGAUGCAACAAGCCCAAAAGCCCAAGAGUGGAGUCAAGGAUCAACAUGGACAAGCAAUGAUGCAACAAACACAGAAGAUUGAUAUACCUGCAGAACUCAAGAAAGGUUCUGCAGUGCCUGGACAAAAAGCUGAGGAGCAAAUUCAUUCAAACUUCAACAAGUUUAUGAGUGAACUGAACAAACCAGGAGCCCCGUAUGUGCUGAGUCUCGCCAACCGCCUCUACGGAGAGCAGACCUACCAGUUUGUUGAGAAAUUUCUCAGUGAUGCAAAAAGAUACUAUGAAGCCGGACUGGAGAAGGUGGACUUCAAGAAUAAAUCAGAAGCUGCACGUGUCAACAUCAACACAUGGGUGGAGAAAAACACACAAGAGAAGAUCAAGGAUUUGCUGCCGUCAGGAGCCAUUGAUGCAAUGACAAGACUGGUUUUGGUGAACGCCAUCUACUUCAAGGGGAACUGGGAGAGGAAAUUCCCAAAAGAAGCCACCAAUGAUGGGCAGUUCAAGCUGAAUAAGAAUCAAACUAAACCAGUGAAGAUGAUGUAUCAGAAAGCUCAUUUUCCACUAGCUUCAAUCCCAGAGAUGAACAGUCAGGUUCUGGAGCUGCCUUAUGUGGGGAAGAAUCUCAGUAUGUUGAUCAUCCUUCCUGAUCAGAUUGAAGACGCAACCACUGGCCUUGAGAAGCUUGAGAAGGCACUGACCUACGAGAAGCUCAUGGAGUGGACCAAACCGGAAGUGAUGCGUCAACAGGAGGUUCAAGUCUCUCUGCCUAAAUUCAAGAUGGAGCAAACCUACGACAUGAAGAGUCUUCUGGUCAGCAUGGGGAUGGAGGAUGUGUUUGACCCACAGAAGGUUAAUCUAACAGGCAUGUCCUCCAGCAAUGACCUGGUGCUGUCCAAGGUCAUUCAUAAAGCCUUUGUUGAAGUCAAUGAAGAAGGAACCGAAGCGGCUGCAGCCACCGGUGCCAUAAUGAUGCUUCGGUGCAUAAGACUCCCACAGUCCUUUAAUGCAGAUCAUCCGUUCCUUUUCUUCAUCCGACACAAUCCCACCAAGAGCAUUCUGUUUUACGGACGCUUCUGCUCUCCAUAAACCAAUUGUCUGAGACUGACAGCUAGUUUAGCUGAUUAUCUAGUGUGCAUCAGGCGCAGAGACUCAGGAGAAGUUACUGUUGAUCAUAGGUGUCAACGUCAAUUCCUGGAGGGCCGCAGCUCUGCACAGUUUUGCUCCUAACCUAAUCAAACACUGCAGGUCCAACUAAUCAAAGUGUUCAAGAUUCUUUUAAACACCUCGAUUAGUUGCAUCAGUUGUGUUUGAUUAGGAUUGGAGCAAAGCUGCGGCCCUCCAGGAAUCGACUUUGACACCUAUGCUAUAGAUCAGUGGUAGGGAACCUAUGGCUCUCGAGCCACAUGAGGCUCUUUGACCAAAAAUAUGCGUCUCUCAAGGCUGUCUUCCUUCAAUAUUAUUUUACCGUU